Talaromyces stipitatus ATCC 10500 is the source of this 3346-nucleotide messenger RNA. RefSeq lists its product as uncharacterized. The transcript has 2 exons. Bases 1 to 3291 code for a protein of 1096 amino acids. Gene Ontology annotation, biological process: response to starvation; autophagy. Lineage: Eukaryota; Fungi; Ascomycota; Eurotiomycetes; Eurotiales; Trichocomaceae. The record is from RefSeq and is a predicted model, not a curated record. Gene Ontology annotation, molecular function: protein binding. Gene Ontology annotation, cellular component: cytoplasm.
AUGCCCCCCGCAGAGUCAGAGGGUUCCUUCCGCCCCGAUAACCAACUCUUUAACGACAGCCCUCCAACCAACAACCCAAUCCCAGUGCCUGAACCAACUGGAAAAAAGAAGAAGAAGGGAAAAGACAAGAAUGGGUCUAAAGGAAAAGAUACAUCAGCCAAACCGAUACCGCCCAUGGAAUCUAAUGAUAUCCAAUUCUCACCACCUUCCCAAUCUGAUCCCUCGUCAUACCCUGGAAAUGUUUUCACCCCCGCGGCUACCAACCCCGCUUUGUCCUCGGUCUCUCCCGUGUUAGACGCGUUGGGGGCCAUCAACCAUGUUGAGAGUGAUACUGCCACUCGGACAGGAGCAUGGGCAAAGUCAGUACCAUUUGGGAAGAGUCCCCCGACUGACCUACCAGAUCCUGGAUUCAGCAGUGGUUCACCGCUAAGCAUCCCAACGCCAUUCGAGCGCCCGGGCUUUAGCAGUCACUUCUCCUCUUCAGCAUCUCCGCCGCCGACGAGGGCCAGACCAACAAGUACAAGCUAUGGUCAGUUUGGGAUCACACCGUCCCCUCACCGCUCUGCAGACCUACAAAAACGCAAUUCCAUGGGAAGUCACCUUCAAACGAACCCUCCGCUACCCCAUCUUCCACAAGCUCAUUUCUACAGCGCGCCGGAAAUUGACAUUCCUACUCCCAACCGACUUGCUGCGGACAGUCAAUAUUCGUUCUGCGCCUGGGACACUAUAUCAGAACAGUCAUUAAAGUCGGUCAAAAUGGGAGGGCGAGUACUUGUAGUAGGGACUGACGGCGGCGUCGACGUUUUGGCAGUAGAAGAUCAGAGAGUCCGCACCGUGGGGAGUUUGACUGGAUUGAAUGGUCGUGUAUUGGACGCGAAGAUUCUGUCGUGCACGUCAAGAAACGAUCCAUACGCGUCUUCACGACCCCAUGUAGCUGUUGUUCUCCAUGGUCCCAUCGCCCACAAAGAAGACUCCGCAGAGACAUCUUCUGCGGGAUCCGAACAGAAUGAAAUUCUUCCAGGCUUGUCAGUGAAGCCGUCGCCCAGUGACCAAAGACCGCAAGGCAAAGAUGAAACCGUUUAUCAAACCAGCGUGGAUGUCUACUCUAUCAAAACGGGGGAACAUAUCACGACCCUUUUCCAAAGCAAACCUGUGUCUUGCUUUGACAACUACCCAAACUUAUCGCUGUUGGCACCAGCUCCUGUCGGAAACCUAAGAUUGUAUGCUACUCACAAUUAUGUUGUUGUUGCUUGUGGUGUGAGUGGCGAAGUUUUCAUAUACGGAGUUACGCAGUCUGCCUCUGGGUAUCAAUGUUUGGGGAAAACAUGGACUAGCAUUCAAACAAGGGAGUCCAGGCGCUAUUCUACGUCAUCAAGCUCUACCGAUCCCGAUGGUUCUCAGAUUGAUGGACAACAUGGGGCAACAGCUGUGGAAUGCCCUAUUGUAUCUGUGUAUGGGCGGUGGCUAGCUGUUGUUCCACCUGCGUCUGCACCGAGAGCUCCUCCUUCGGGGAGAGUGCUGGCACAUCUCAUCCAUAAGAGAAUCUCUAGUCUCGACAUCCAUACACCCCCACCUAAACCUGCUGUCAACUGUGCGACAGAUCUGGGAGAGGGAGAAAGUCUGUUCGAUAAGGUUGCUCGAGGUGUUACCCAAGAGCUUGUGAAAGGUGCUCGGUGGAUGGGAGAUCAAGGACUCCAGGCAUGGAAUAAUUACUGGAACAAAGAUCAGCAAUCUGCUCAAAAUGGCAGUUCUCGUCGCUCACCACAAUUUGAAGCUCAACAGGGAGCACAUGGCUUGUUCCCUCCCACUCACGGACAAGAUACCGCAGCAGUCCUGUCUUCAGAGCCGGACUUGAUUUCGAUCAUUGACUUGAAAAGAAUGGAGGAAGGACAUGAUCUUAAAGGAUCCACAUUCGCUACUUUCCAGCCUCCGAAUGGCUGCAGCUUUCUCUCAUUCGCACCAAACGGACAUAUCUUGCUAAGCGCCAGCAGAAAGGGCGAUGUGCAAUAUGUGUGGGAUCUUAUGCAAGCCAGAAAUUGCAGAUCUGCUGUCUUUCUAUCUGAUGAGCUGGCAAGUAACAGCGCUGCUACGGCUCAUGUACGGCUAGUAGCACGAUAUUCUCGUCUGACUACGUCGAACGUUGUAGAUGUUGUUUGGACGACACCCACUGGAGAGAGAUUUGCCAUGGUUACACGGAAAGGGACCGUACACGUUUUUGACGUUCCUCGGCCUGCCUUUCAAUGGCCGCCACUCCGACGAAUACAGUCCAAGUCCAAACGCAGUCAGGCUGCAGAAAAGCCGUCUACAACACCUGACCACGAGGAAUCGGGAUCCUCGAGCCCGUUUGCUGCUGCUAUGAAACUCGUUGGGGGCUCAACGCAGCCUAUUAUUGCUGCAGUGAGAGGCCGUACUCCAAGUGUUGGUGCUAGCUUUUCGGGAACGUCCAGCUUUGGCAUUUCUUCUGCAGCUGGUAUUGGAGGUAAAGCGGUGGCGGCAGGAUUGAGCAAAUCAGUGGGUGCUGCGACUGGCACUGUCAAUACCUUACGUCAUGUGGGAGAGAAUCGAUUGCAUCUGGCUGGCUUUUCAAGGGACCCUGUUCCGUCUCGCGUAGUUUGGAUUCCUAGUCGCAACGAGUCUUUAUUGGGGAUUGUUGAUUAUGGCUUAUUCAAGUUGUAUAAGAUCAAACAGCAUCCCGAUAAACAAAAGGGACGACGACACCAACCAGUGAUCGGAGCCAAAGUCCUUGAGCUCAAACUUCCAUCGUAUUUGCGGAACCCUUGCGGACCACUUCAGAUUGGUCUACCUUCCGAUGGACGUAUCCGCGGGAGCUGGUCGUUGCCAUCACACGUGCCUCAUUCAUCCUCUGCAACGAAAAUGAAGUCUCAACCCUUGUCACAAGCUGAAAUCGAGACGAACACGCCAUAUCAGCCGUUCCAUACUGAUCGGCGAGUCAAUUUGAGUGUAUUCAUUGACUCAACUACUGUUUCAGGUAACCCACAAGAAUCUUGGGUAUUUGGGAAUGACAUCCCAACUCAGAGACUUUACGUGCGGCCACUCAGCCAAAGCGAUGACGAAGAAGACGAAGUCAUGGAUCGAUUGAGUGGUGCACCGGAGAUGGAGAACCUUAUUAGGCUUGGAAACAGCACAGACCAGGUUGAAGAAGUUGUCAUCACCACAAGGAGAAAAAAGAGAAAUGCAGAUGUGCCAUCUAUUGCAUCACCAGGAGACGAUGAUGGCGGAUUUUUCGAGAAUGAUUGCGAUAUUUUGGAUUUUGCGCGAGAUCGGGUGUGAUGUGACAUUACUCCCCCUGAUUAUCUCUUGAUACUAUUAAUUCUCACUCGUUUUG